This is a messenger RNA of Sphaeramia orbicularis (orbiculate cardinalfish), 1427 nucleotides long. RefSeq names its product testis expressed 264, ER-phagy receptor b (gene tex264b). The transcript has 4 exons. The record is from RefSeq and is a predicted model, not a curated record. Bases 159 to 1088 code for a protein of 309 amino acids. Lineage: Eukaryota; Metazoa; Chordata; Actinopteri; Kurtiformes; Apogonidae. Gene Ontology annotation, biological process: protein-DNA covalent cross-linking repair; reticulophagy. Gene Ontology annotation, cellular component: endoplasmic reticulum membrane; nucleus; replication fork.
UCUCUGGUGGUUAACGUUUGAUCAAAGUUCAGUCAGGUACAAAUGCUAACCGAGAACAGCAAAACCUCUCGUAUCCUUCAGAAAUACAUGUAGUUAUAGCCUAGUGUGCAAAAGCAGCGGAACAACCAGCGGACUCAUCCACCGUUUAGUGUCUUAUCAUGUCAGACUGGGUCAGUGUGUUGGUGCUCAUUAGCCUGUUGGUAUGUCUGGUAACUCUAGCUGCUUACAUUGUGUACUCCGGACUCCUCUCAGACAUUAUCAUAAUAACUGGCUCUCCUCCCAUAAAGAAGAUUACCUUCGCUUACAAAUUUAUAGUAGGACCCUAUAAAAACUGCGGACAGGCUUUUAUGGAAUCACAUAAUAUUGGACCAAAGCUCCAGUGUUUGGGAGUGUUUUAUGAUGAUCCUAAAGAGGUGCCAGGACCACAGUGCCGCUAUGCUGUUGGCAGUAUUCUCAGUGAAGGAGAAAACAAGGCCGAUGAGAAUCUUCUACACCGCUAUGAGGCAUCUGGAUUUAAUGUCUUUUCCUUUCCAGAAGUCACACAUGUGGUCACUACUUCCUUCCCCCAUAGGACAUAUUUAUCUAUCAUCCUUGGAGUAAAACGAGUCUACCCACGGCUAGACUGCUACAUCAAGGAAAGAAAGUUGUGUGCACACCCCUUCCUUGAGAUCUACAGAGAUGGUCAGAUCCAUUACAUGGCCCCCUUGGCACGCCAGGGCGAUUUUUACGUACCUGAGAUCCGGCCCCUGGAAAAAAGGCUGUCGGAACAAGAGGAAUCACACAGUGAUACAGGCGUCUCCGGUGCAGACUCGAACAGUGAAUACAGCUCAGGGAGUGGGAUUCUCUUGUCUGACAGCAGAGAGCCAUCCCCAGCAGCUUCCUCCGUCCACUCUUCGCCUAUAUGGGAUCAAGAGGAUAGAAACUACAGAGGGAAAAGCUCAGGGGGAGCCUCAUUUGAAGACCUGGACUGGGAGAAGGAUGGAGGCCGGCAAGAAGAAGGAGAUGGGAUGAAUAAUGUGGACUCCACCCAGAAGAGGGAGGAGGUUCCUGCUCAGGAGUGGUGGGGUGUUGUUGGAGGGGAGGAGUGAAGAUUCAGGGAGACAAAGUAGUGGAAUGAGAACAUAAAUGAUUCAAACUUCAGAGGUGUGGAGGUACAAAUGAUCACAGUGUCUUUCAUUUCAUGUUUAUGUUCAAAAGGGAAAAUUCUCAUGUUGUUUAAAGGAUAACAGUAGAGAAACAUUAUGUAGUUUUAUAUAUUUUUACUGCAGCAGAUCCCAUUUUAAGACCAAAACCAACAAAUUCAUUAAAGUUUUGAUCUGCUGCAAUAAACCUAAUUUAGAUCUGUAUUUCUUUUAUUUGAAUGAAUGAAUUGUUUAUUUUGGUUUGUACAUUAAUCAUUGCACUUAGUACAAUAAUUAUAAUAAACA